AUGGCACGAUUAUUACUUGUCGGUCUUAUAUUAUGGUUACUAUGCUUAUGUUGUGAAACAUUUGCUUUGCCAUCCAGUUAUUUACCAAAUCAUUCACAGACGAGACAACAACGAAUAGAACCACUCACAAACAACUUGAAUUUACAAACUUCAAUGAACAAUACAUCCGUAACAAAUACAAUAAACUCAACACAACAGCAACCUUCAGAAGACCACAAUCUUAGUGUCAAUAGAACAACGCCUGCGUACAAAGACGUAACACAACAAAAUUGA
Messenger RNA from Adineta ricciae, 273 nucleotides. The record is from the annotation of a GenBank genome assembly. Lineage: Eukaryota; Metazoa; Rotifera; Eurotatoria; Adinetida; Adinetidae.